GCAGCCCCGGUGGGUGCGUGGUGGUGGGGCUGGGAAAGGGCUGCACCAGCUCCAAAGCUCUUCCCGAAUCAGCAGGUUCGUGACUCUAAACUGCCUUUGCCACAUCCAGCGAGGUGACAGCGGUAACAGCAGCUCAGCGCUGAGUUUUGGGGUGGCUUGGUGGACAUGGAGGGACCCGUCUCCAGCCAGGACACCAUGCCGACCAACACAGAGCCCUCCAACACCAUCAAACUGCUGCACCUGGUUUUCCUCUCCACCAGCUGGGGAAUGCAGGUCUGGGUCACCUUCGUGGCAGGGUUCGUGAUGGGCAGCCGCCUCCCCCGCCACACUUUCGGCUUCAUCCAGGGCGAGCUCUUCCCCUACUACUUCCACAUCGGCUCCGCUUGUGCCUUCCUCAACCUGACUCUCUUUGCCAUGUGCCACCCCAGCGAGCUGCUCACCGAGGAACAAACCACCCAGAUCAUCAUCUUCUUUGUUUGCGUCGCUGCUUCUGUGCUGAACACCCAGUGGUUCGGCCCGGUCACCUCCGACAUCAUGGUAGACCUGCACCUCGUGGAGCGCAGCCACGGUCUGGGCCAGGAGGUUGGGCUGGUGGCCACCAAGUCCCGCAGGGAGCUGCGUGCCACCAACCCCAGCUACAGGCAGCUGUCCCAGCAGUUCACCCUCUACCAUGCUCUGUCCUCCCUCUGCAACCUCUGCUGCGUCGCCUGCAACGGCCUGAGCUUGUACUACUUGGCCUCCCGACUCUCUGCCCUGUGAGAGCCAGGGCUCCAGGAAAAGGGAGCCAUCCUGCUGCCUGUGAAAGUCACCCUGAGCUCCGGAGAUUACAUCUCAGCAUCCUCAGAUGGAGACACUUUUAACUGUAUUUGUGGAGAAAGUUAGGAAUAGCGAAAUGGGAACUCUUUCUUUCCAGCUGUCUGAAUCCAGAGUGUGAAAAUCCUGCACGGUCUGAGCAGAAGGGUUUAUGGCUGAAGAGCUUUUCAACGCCCCAUGCACUAGAUGUGUCUAAAACUGCACUGUGUUUCUGCAGUCACAGAGAUUGCAGAAGAAAUAGGAGAUUUAGAAUUACUUUUAAUUAAAUGCUGCAAGUGCAGAAGACCCUAUACAUCGGCUUCAC
Calidris pugnax (ruff) is the source of this 1117-nucleotide messenger RNA. It is a transcript of the gene TMEM205, whose product is annotated as transmembrane protein 205. The transcript has 3 exons. Lineage: Eukaryota; Metazoa; Chordata; Aves; Charadriiformes; Scolopacidae. Bases 166 to 759 code for a protein of 197 amino acids. The record is from RefSeq and is a predicted model, not a curated record.